Messenger RNA from Helianthus annuus (common sunflower), 1417 nucleotides. Its product is annotated as serine acetyltransferase 1, chloroplastic. The coding region runs from base 212 to 1333 and encodes 373 amino acids. Lineage: Eukaryota; Viridiplantae; Streptophyta; Magnoliopsida; Asterales; Asteraceae. The record is from RefSeq and is a predicted model, not a curated record. The transcript has a single exon. Gene Ontology annotation, molecular function: L-serine O-acetyltransferase activity. Gene Ontology annotation, cellular component: cytosol; cytoplasm.
AUAUAUAAACAGACAUGUAACCGUCUGCUAACACGCUUUCAACCUUUCAAACUUAUUAUACUUUUCUUUUGAAUUCAAUUUGCCGACAAGUACAACCCCCCACCCUUACCCCAACCCCUAACACCGGUCCACCACCAUCACUAGUGGAUACAAUCACCUUCAAAAACCCUUUAUUUUGUUCAAAUUCUUAUGCUUUUUUUAGUGUACCUCCAUGAAGACUAAAAAGUUCUCCAUUUUGACCUCUAUUUUCCACCACCAUCAUCUUCAUCCUCAAUCACACAAAUUUCUUGGAUCUUUACCCCAUUUCUAUGCCUCAUCAUACCCACAAACACUUCUAAAACAUACACCCAGACAACACCAUGAAUCACCUCUUUGUACCCGCAAUUCAAGAACUUAUGCUCUUGAAUCUAUCAAAACUCUCAAAAGCUACAAUCUUUAUCAAAACUCUUGCAUACCCAUCUCCAAGAUUCACACAGAAUCCACCCCUGAACAUGAUUCUGCUAACAAUCUUGAUCUUGAUGAUGAUCAUGAUGUGUGGUUGAUCAUGAAAGAUGAAGCAAGAUCUGAUCUUGAUCAAGAACCCAUAUUAAAAAACUACUAUUUCACUUCAAUCUUAUCUCAUAACACCAUGGAGAGUGCUCUAUCUCAUCAUUUAUCCAUAAAGCUCAGUGAUUUAACCCUCCCAAGUGCUACCCUACAUGAGCUUAUCAUGGGUGUGCUCACAGGUGAUCAAGAAAUCAUCAAAGCAGUUAAAAAUGAUCUAAAAGCAGUUAAAGAAAGGGACCCAGCUUGUGUUAGCUAUGUCCACUGUUUCCUACACUUUAAAGGGUUUCUUGCUUGUCAAGCACAUAGGGUGGCACACAAACUAUGGUUACAAAACAGAAAAAUAUUAGCCCUUUUGAUCCAAAACCGCGUAUCCGAGGUUUUCGCUUUGGAUAUUCAUCCGGGAGCGAAAAUGGGAAGCGGGUUGUUGCUUGAUCAUGCUACGGGAGUUGUGAUCGGAGAGACAGCGGUUGUUGGGGACAAUGUGUCCAUUUUGCAUAAUGUGACACUUGGGGGGACCGGAAAGAGUGGCGGGGACCGCCACCCGAAGGUGGGUGAUGGGGUGUUGAUAGGGGCAGGGACUUGUGUUUUGGGUAAUGUUAGGAUUGGUGAAGGGGCUAAGAUUGGGGCUGGGUCAGUUGUGGUGAAGGAUGUGCCUGCAAGAACUACUGCAGUUGGGAACCCUGCUAAGUUGAUUGGUGAAAAAGGUAAUCCAGUUAAACAUGACAAGAUUCCUAGUCAUACUAUGGAUCAUACAUCACAUAUUGAGUUUUAUGAUUAUGUUGUUUAGAAACAUUUAUGUAUGAUCAUACAUAUGUUAUGUUUAACUUCAAUAAGAUGAUUUGUUUGAAAUCUUAUGGCAAGAUUGUUUAUA